Messenger RNA from Lineus longissimus, 1899 nucleotides. RefSeq lists its product as uncharacterized. Bases 145 to 1344 code for a protein of 399 amino acids. The record is from RefSeq and is a predicted model, not a curated record. NCBI's taxonomy places the organism in Eukaryota, Metazoa, Nemertea, Pilidiophora, Heteronemertea, Lineidae. Gene Ontology annotation, molecular function: protein binding. The transcript is spliced from 5 exons.
AGCAUAGGCUUCAUUUAGACGGGCUAUUCCCUGGUGGUGAUCACAGACAAAGGACAGGUAGGCCUAGGUCUAUACCAAAGCCACGGACCAGGACCAAAUCUGCCAACCCUCCAUGCUGGCCGGUAACCCUGUCACCCAAGAAUUAUGUCAGAGGGGAUGAAAAUCUUCCUCGGCAAGUUAAAUUUAUCAGAGAUUUACACAGAACACUUUGAGCAAAAUGGAUACGAUCGGGUACAGGACAUAUGUCAACUGGAAAUGGAAGAUCUGGACAUCAUCAAAAUAUUUGAUGAAGAUAUCAGAAGAAGAAUAGUAGAAGGAGCGGCAGACUUCAAAACCACCCAAGAAUUUAAGUUACUGAAAUGGCUGGAAGACAGUGGGUUGGGUCGUUAUGGAAUAAAUUUCAUUCACAAUGAUUUCCUGGACUUAGAGGUCAUUGGGCGCUUGGAGGUGGAGAGAGACCUGUAUGAUGAUUUGGAAAUCGUUCUCCCAGGGCACAGAAAGAGACUUCAAACUGCAGUCACGCAGCUGCGGAAGCGUCGCCGACUUUCGUCGGAGAUUGAGGACCCAGCUGCCAUGGGUUACUGGCGGAGACCCAAGAAGCUCCAGGACUCAAAAAAUCCUUUCCUAUGCAUUGACGCAACAAUCAAAUCAACGAAGCCACACGGAAAGUCAAUGCAAUGCGAGUUCAUGGUAGAUUCGGGAAGCGAUGUCGCCACCAUAACCGAGGCAGACCUGGAUCAGCUGGACUUAGAACUGUUGGGAACCAUCAAAAGUCGAGGGGUGCACUCAACAAAAGAUAAACAACUUUACAGAGCGAAGCUGCUGGUGGGGAAGGAAGAGAUCGAAACGGAGGUCAUCCCAGAAAGCUACGAAUCUAUUGGUAACCACGCCCUACGACAGUUUAGACAUUACAUCAACGGACACACGCACUACUGGCUGAAGGGAGCUGCUGGGAGACGGCCGUCCGCUGAUCAAAGUUAUCAGCCGAGAACGCCAGAGACAACGGUCACAACUCCUUGGAAGAGUUCUCAAACACCAGGAGGAUCUGGUGAAGCUGCACAAGGGACGUCAGGGGAGAAGACACCCUCCCCUGAACGUGUAACCCACCACAAGCCUGCUGUUGCUGCAGUGAAAAAGGCGUUGUUUCGUCCAGCUUCGCCGGGAACAUCUGGGGAGAUUCCUCAGUCAGAAGCGAGAGCCUCCAAGCGGACCCGCCAACUAGAAGAGAUAGUGUCGCCUGAGGACGUUCCUUUACCUGAGAAAAUGCCUAAGUUGCUCCCAAAGGAAUCGAAAACAGAGAAAGACGAGAGAGGACCGGAUAGCACUCAACCGGAUAUUUCCUGACAGGAUUACAUAGAUGACUCACAAUAGGUAUCUAAACACCUCAACGAAAGUAAGUUCCCCCCCCCCCCCAUAUGAUUGGUCAUACUUUCUAAAGUAUCCUCAGCAACGCUAUGAAAAUUUCAGGAUCUUUAGUGUAUGGUCUCAGACUUAAUUGGUGAAAAGGAUAGUGUCAUACUUGUUGCUACGCUUGAAUGAACCUCUAAAAAAGGGGCUAGUUCUUAAAAUAAGAAAGACUUGUCACUUUUAAUUAAAUUUUUUCCUGGCAAAUACAGACAAAUUUCGGUUGCAUUUCAAGCCAAUUGGACCACCUUAAGCAGGCAGUAUAUGGUGGAGUGACUGACUUGACUUAGCUGGAAGAUCUGACAGUCUGUUUUCCGCAGGGGGACUGGAAAGCCAUUCCACUGCUAUGGCCGUCGCCUAAUCCACAGCAUGCCAAACAGGUGACGGGAAAUCAUCAUAAGAAAUGGAGCAUGCACAAAAUGCCAAAAAGAUGUUUGAGAGUGGCCAAUAUUUUUCUGAAUUUGCCGAGAAUAGCCUGAUGUUUGUUAGAGAUAA